AUGGACGAGGAUGAUGUUGAUGUUAAUGUUACUUUUAUACUGCGUCUCCUGUCUACAGACCUGUCCUCCCUGGAGGUCCCUCCUCUCACCCCAGCCAGUACGGAGGUCCUGAACCUGGAGGUCCCUCCUCUCACCCCGGCCAGUACGGACGUCCUGAGCCUGGAGGUCCCUCCUCUCACCCCGGCCAGUACGGAGGUCCUGAGCCGGGCGGUGGAGGCCAGCUUUGCCGGCUUUGCCCAGGAGAGGAUCACCUGUCACUUCCCACGUGAGCCCGGGCUGUGGUCUGAGUGGGAGGUGAGCCACUGGCUGGACUGGUGCAGGGCUGAGUUUGGGUUCCAGGGCCUGCACACGGAGCUGCGGGGCCUGCAGGGCAGGGAGGUGUGCAGCCUGGACAGGGAGGCCUUCCUGGGCCUCACCACGGACCGCGCUGCGGGGGAGAUCCUCUGGGAGCACCUGGAGUCCAUGAAGGACGCGAGCUUGAGGAAUGGCUCCCAGUCCUGCACGGCCUGUUGCAACAGUGCCCACCAGAGCCCUGUGUCUCAGCCAAGACUCAGCUACCUCCAGGCCUUCCUGAGCCCUCCACUUCCUACCGAAAACUAUUCGGACUAUGUUCAGGAUUAUUCAGACGAACUUAAUUACCAGAUUCAGUAUCGUCCCAUGGAGGCCACAAACCUCCAGAUUCUGGAGCCGGUGGCUGCGGAGCACGAUGGCUACAACUCUGCUGCUGAGACGCCCGGAACGGGCUGGAACCCUGAAGAGAAGGUUUCUCUCAGCGGGGACUCUUGGACUGCUCCUCUCCGUUACCUGGAGUCAGAAACGGGGGAGAGUCUGUGUGAUGAUGCCUUUGCUUUGCUGCAAAAACACAAGAGCUUCAAGGAAUAUGCAGGACACACAGCUGAUGUGGGCCUGGCGGUGAUGCCGGUGAUGCUCGCUGGUUACACUGGUACUGGUCCUAUCCAGCUGUGGCAGUUCCUGCUGGAGCUGCUGACCGACCGGAGCUGCCAGUCGUGUAUCGGCUGGACCGGAGACGGCUGGGAGUUCAAGCUCAAGGACCCGGAUGAGGUGGCGCUGCUGUGGGGGAAGAGGAAGAACAAACCUAAAAUGAACUAUGAGAAACUGAGUCGUGGCCUCCGUUACUACUACGACAAGAACAUCAUCCGCAAGACGGCUGGGAAGCGCUACGUUUACCGCUUCGUCCGCAACCUGCAAGGCCUGCUGGGAUACGGACCCGGGGAGCUGCACGCCAUGCUGGACUCCAGCGAUAAGAAACCCUCGUGA
This is a messenger RNA of Cololabis saira (Pacific saury), 1278 nucleotides long. Its product is annotated as protein C-ets-2-like. Gene Ontology annotation, molecular function: sequence-specific DNA binding; DNA-binding transcription factor activity, RNA polymerase II-specific. The record is from RefSeq and is a predicted model, not a curated record. The transcript has 8 exons. Gene Ontology annotation, biological process: cell differentiation; regulation of transcription by RNA polymerase II. The coding region runs from base 1 to 1278 and encodes 425 amino acids. Gene Ontology annotation, cellular component: nucleus. NCBI's taxonomy places the organism in Eukaryota, Metazoa, Chordata, Actinopteri, Beloniformes, Belonidae.